AUGGCAUUACUUGAGCCAGUUCCUGAUUUAGUUAUUGGAAGAACAAUGAAAGAUGUUGAGGGUGCUGAAUUUUAUGCAAUUGACGUGAUUGGACUGGGUGAAAUGAUGGGGUAUAAAGUAGAACAACACAAUAUAACAACUACCGAUGGAUAUUUAUUAAAACUAUUUCGAAUACCUGAUAGCCCAAAAUUAUUAAAUCAAACUAAAAAAAAACCAGUUGUAUUUCUUGGAAAUGGAAUGGCAGCUACAUCAGACGUUUGGUUAAUUCGUGGAAAAAAUAGAAGUUUGGCAAUACAGCUAGCUGAUGAGGGAUAUGAUGUCUGGAUGGCAAAUUAUCGUGGUACCACAUAUGGACGUGCUCAUGUAAAACUAUCACCAGAUGAUAGAAAAUUCUGGGAUUUCAGCCAGCAUGAAAGUGGUAUCUAUGAUUUUCCAAAUUCAAUAGACUACGUUUUAAAUGUAACAAAUGAAUCAUCAUUAACUUUUAUUGGUCAUUCAUUGGGAACAACAACAAUAUUUAUAACUUUAUCUGAAUUACCACAAUACAAUGAUAAAAUUAAUUUACUUAUAAUGCUUGCACCAGUGUCUGUUUGGACACAUCAAUCACCACUUAGAAAAUUAGGUCCUGUAUUUUCAAAUAUACUUCAGAAUUUAUUAGAACCAAAUGGUACAAUUGAACUUAUUCCACAGAGUUCAGCUCUUCCCGCACUUUUUAAACGUAUAUGUUUUCCAAAUAAUAUUUUUGACUUGUGUUUUCUUCCUUUUGAUUUACUCCUCGGCAAAGAUCACUAUCAACUUGACAAAAAAAAUUUUGUUGCCUACAAUUGUCAUUAUCCAGCUGGUGUAUCUGCAAAAAUGAUGUAUCAUUAUUUUCAAUCAAUGGAAUCAGGUAAAUUUCGACAGUGGAAUUUCAACAAUGAUUUUGAUAAUAUUAAACAUUAUGGACAAUCUGAACCACCAGAGUAUAAUUUAAAAAAUAUUAAAUCACCAAUGAUAAUUUAUUUUAAUCACAUUGAUUUUGUAACAGCAAUUGAUGUAAAAAAACUUGUCAAUGAUCGUAUUAUUUCACGACUAAAUCAAUUUAAAAAUUUAAUAAUUAUUGAAUUCUCAUUAACAGUUUAA
Molecule: messenger RNA, 1122 nt
Organism: Aphidius gifuensis
Lineage: Eukaryota; Metazoa; Arthropoda; Insecta; Hymenoptera; Braconidae
Product: lipase 3-like
Exons: 9
Coding region: 1-1122 (373 amino acids)
Biological process (GO): lipid metabolic process
Molecular function (GO): hydrolase activity, acting on ester bonds
Source: RefSeq, a predicted model, not a curated record